CUUAGACAAGCACAGUGCGAGCGGGGGAAGAGGAGGAGCAGCGGCUGUCGCCGGACACCGACCACCCAUUCCCCCCACCCCUAACAAGAGCCGGAGCUGCCUGGCUCAAAGUAAAACAAACACGCCGGACUCCAGCCUCCCGGGACUAACCCAUCAGGAUAAAAAGAGUAGGGGGAGAAAAAGAACCAUCAGGGUGGAGAACGCCAAUAAAGGGAAUCGAUUCGAUCUGCUUGUGAGGAGUCUUCUCUCCCCAUUAAUUGGACGGCCGCACUGUCAUUGUGUCACACCAGCUCUUCUCUUUCAGUCUGGGGCAACAACGGACCCCCGAAAAGACCAGUGAACUUGGCACUAUCACAGAAAAGCCUCAUUUGGGUGGGAGUCGGGAUUUGCGAUUCACCCCACACCAGAGUGCCGGUGGAACAUUCUGCCAGCGCAGCGCUGAGACAAGCGAAUAGCGGAAGCUUAGGGAAGAGAGAGAGGAUGCAGAGCUUGGAUCGGGUGGAUCUGUGUGAGAGUCUGUUGACGUGGAUACAGACAUUUCAUGUGGAUGCACCAUGCAAAACGGUAGAAGAUCUGACUAGCGGUGUUGCCAUGGCUAUGGUCCUCCAGAAAAUUGAUCCAGUAUAUUUUGAUGAGAACUGGUUAAAUCGGAUAAAAACUGAUGUUGGAGACAACUGGCGACUAAAGAUAAGCAAUUUGAAGAAGAUUUUAAAAGGUAUCCUGGACUAUAAUCAUGAGAUUUUGGGACAUCAGGUAAAUGAUUUCACACUUCCAGAUGUUAUUUUGAUUGGAGAACAUUCAGAUGCAUCAGAACUGGGACGAAUGCUCCAGCUUAUUUUGGGAUGCGCUGUCAAAUGUGAACAAAAACAAGAGUAUAUACAAGCAAUAAUGAUGAUGGAAGAGUCUGUGCAACAUGUGGUCAUGACAGCCAUCCAAGAGUUAAUGAGUAAAGAAACUCCAGUUUCCAUUGGCACAGAUGCCUAUGCUGAACUCGAUCGCCAGCUAAAAAAGGCAAAUGAAGAACUGAACGAUGCGUUAUCAGCGAAAGAAGAAAUUGCCCAGCGAUGCCAUGAGUUGGAUAUGCAGGUUGCUGGACUUCAAGAAGAAAAAAGCAGUUUACUUGCUGAGAACCAGAUUCUUAUGGAGCGAAUGAACCAAUCAGAUUCACUGGAAGAUCCCAACAGUCCAGCAGGUCGAAGGCAUCUACAGCUUCAAACUCAACUAGAGCAAUUACAAGAGGAAACGUUCAGGCUGGAGGCAUCAAAAGAUGAUUACAGAAUUCGCUGUGAAGAGCUGGAGAAGGAGAUCACAGAGUUCCGGCAACAAAAUGAAGAUUUAACUACGCUUGCAGAUGAAGCCCAGUCACUAAAAGAUGAAAUGGAUGUUCUCCGGCAUUCAUCUGACAAAGUAGCCAAGUUAGAGAGUCAGGUUGAUUCGUACAAGAAAAAGUUGGAAGAUCUGGGAGAUUUGCGACGGCAAGUGAAGCUUUUAGAAGAGAAGAACACUAUGUACAUGCAGAAUACAGUGAGCCUAGAAGAGGAACUUCGGAAGGCCAAUGCUGCCCGCAGUCAGCUUGAGACUUACAAGAGACAGGUAGUUGAAUUGCAAAACAGACUCUCGGAGGAGUCAAAGAAAGCAGAUAAACUGGAAUUUGAAUAUAAAAGAUUAAAAGAAAAAAUUGACAGUUUACAGAAAGAAAAAGAUAGAUUAAGGUCAGAAAGAGACUCGCUUAAGGAAACCAUUGAGGAGCUGAGAUGUGUUCAAGCUCAGGAGGGACAAUUAACCUCAGCAGGUUUGAUGCCAUUGGGCAAUCAGGAGCCAACAGACAGUUUAGCAGCAGAGAUUGUUACACCAGAAAUUAAAGAGAAGCUUAUACGGCUGCAACAUGAAAACAAGAUGUUAAAAAUUAAUCAAGAAGGAUCUGACAAUGAAAAAAUAUCCCUUUUACAAAGCCUGCUUGAUGACGCCAACAUGCGGAAAAAUGAGCUGGAGACAGAAAACAGACUAGUAAAUCAACGGCUGAUAGAAAUGCAGUCCCAGGUGGAGGAGCUCCAGAAAUCUUUACAAGAGCAAGGUGCAAAAACUGAAGAUUCACUGCUUUUGAAAAAGAAGCUUGAAGAACACUUAGAAAAGCUACAUGAAGCAAACAAUGAACUACAGAAAAAACGGGCUAUUAUUGAAGAUUUGGAGCCUCGUUAUAACAAUAGCUCAAUGAAAAUUGAAGAAUUGCAAGAUGCUCUGCGGAAAAAAGAAGAGGAUAUGAAACAAAUGGAAGAGCGUUACAAAAAAUAUCUAGAAAAAGCAAAAAGUGUUAUACGCACAUUAGAUCCAAAACAGAAUCAGGGAACUGGCCCGGAAAUACAAGCCUUAAAAAAUCAGUUGCAGGAAAGGGACAAAAUGUUUGUGUCAUUAGAGAAAGAAUUUGAGAAAACAAAGACACAGAGAGAUCAAGAAGAGAAAUUAAUUGUGAGCGCAUGGUACAACAUGGGAAUGACCUUACACAAAAAAGCAGCAGAAGACAGACUUGCUAGCACGGGCUCAGGGCAGUCAUUUCUGGCACGACAAAGGCAAGCAACAAGUUCUAGGAGGUCCUACCCCGGUCAUGUUCAACCCGCUACAGCGAGGUAGAAGAGACUCAUGGGAAAUCUUCAUCUUGACCUUGUAUUGCACAUGACAGCAUUUCAGGAAAUGUAACCAGUGUGCUUUUAUUUGUUCUUUAUAUUUUUACUACAAAUCCUAAUCACACAUAAGUCUUUUCUAUGAUGUUUGUUUUCAUUUUUUUAUGUGCCAAAAGUGUUUUAUUUACCCAAAAUAGAUGUAAGGAUUUCUUUUUGAUUAAUCGCCACCGAAGUUCUAAACACAGAAGGGUUAUUUACCUUGACCCCAGACAGAAGCGCAAGAGGACUUAAGAGCACAUUCUUAGUGCUCAUUCAAAUAGCAUUUCUGAUCAGGGCCAUUGUUGCUCCUGGCAGGCAGAUCUGGUGCAAGGUGCAGAGUACAGCAUAGGUGAGCUCAAGGCAGUCCUCUCCUUACUGCCUGCAGUGUGGGUAAAGUAAGCCCACCACACCACAUCUGCAAGUGCAGAGACCUGUGGAAAUUAUAUGUGUAGGGUGCAGAGUGCUCGUCUCUAAACCCAAGAUUCCACAUCUCUCUCUCCAUCUUUGUUUUGACUGGAGUCUUACUGUACAUCCAUAGCAGCUGGAAUGCUGUUAUCUGCACACCCCUGAUGUAAUGCUAUGUUUGCAUAGUUUUAACAGAUCCACUCCGCAAAGGUAAAGGAAUUGUCUCUUUAUAUCUUUGUGAUUGUAUGUACAUAUCAGCAAAUGGCUGGAUAUUUUUAAUAUAUUUUUGAUCUGUUGUGGAAAAUGAGAAGUCAGUGGGCACCAGAAAUGUCUGUUUAUAGGCACAGAAUGUAAACAAGGACUUCAGGUAUACUUUAUAUUGAUCCAGCCAAGUUGUUUUUACAAAACUAUAACAGUCUUCUUGACAGAGUCUGCAUGGCGACCUAUGUUACAUGAGCAGCACAUCCUAAUACAGUAGUUAGAUUCCAGCAGAAUCUGGAAAAUGUCUUGCUGAAUGUUGCUGAAAGGUAUAUCAUAAACUGUAGUUUGACUGAAAGCAGAAAAAUGUACAUAUCACCCAAUGCCUGGUUUCUUUUCAGCUUUUUUGCUACAAAACCUUGGAGACCAUAGUAAGCAAAUGCAAGUUUAAAAUUAGCAACUUUUUUCACUGUAAAAAGGUGUUUGUUCAUCAAUGAUUUCCUGUGGAGGUGUGUGCACCUCCUGCUAAUAUCCAUCAUACCAGUCCACAAAGAGUGUCAAGUCACAUGUCUGUUAUUUGACAUACUACUUCUCUUAGGCAAGAUUGAACCUCUUGUCAGCAAGUCUGACAUAUGACUCUAACAUCAAGGUAGCACCAUGAUUAUACCUUUGUUUGCACCUGUAUUAGCAACAAAAUAUUUUGUUAGAGGGUGCAUGAUACAGCUUCUGUGUGAGUAAUUGGCUAUAAAAUAAAUCUGCAUCAUCAUUCAUGGCAGGGGUUUUCCCCACAUGCAUACACUUUAGUGUAACAAUUUUUAUAAGUUUUUGGGAAAGUGCCGUCCUUCUAUACUGAGCACCUAGCAUAUUUAGGUGCAGUGUGUCAAUGUAAUGUACGGACUAGUUAUAAAUUGGCCCCAUUAGCUGCUCUCAUGCACUUAUUGUUUCAGACAAGGUUCAAGUCAAGGAUCAUAAUGGUGGUGGAGAUUGAAACAUGCCUCAUCUAUAGAUAUCAUAGCGUAGUGUUGGUUAAUGUGUAUUAUAAGGGCCAAAUGUGAUUGUUAAUCUGGAACAGGAGGCUCCCUUACACAAUCUGAACACAUUUGUUCUUUUCUUAAGUAUUGCUGUGAACUGCAGUGAGUAUGAUCUGUCGGAGCUAAGCUUGGGUUUCCAGGUUUGUGCCAAACAAAAGUGCUUCAGUUAAAUGCCCAAGGCACACACAAGUUUUGGAGGCUUUUUUUCUUGACUCCCCAUUGCUGCUUAUGGGUAGCCUAAAAAAAGCCAAAACAAUAAAUUCUAAGGCAAUUCACUCCCUAAAUGCUAAAUGCCACGGCUAUACUAUUGUGUGAGAAUGUGAUGCCCAACCCUUGCUUUUUUUUUUUUUAAAAAAUGUAAGAACAAAACUUGGCGCCCACCCCGCUCUCAUGAUUUUAUUCACUUACUUGAUACACCAGGCCAGUGCUCCUGUAAGAUGAAAACUAGGCCGGGUUUUUUUCACUGAGGGAUCCUUUUCUCCUGGUACUUAGGGGCUAACACAUGUGCAGUAAAGUGAGAAGGUUGGCUUUUGGUUUUCACUCCAUUGCAAAUGCACAUCGGUGAAAAGAAAUAAGAAGUAGGAAGAGGAUCAUCCGUGGUGCUUGCUGAAGAGAAAACCAGGCCAGUGCAGUUUUCUGCCAGCCAGGGUAUCCAGAAAGUAAAUAGUCACUGGCAGGAUGCAUGAUUAGCCGGAUUGGUGUGGAGACGUAUAUUGUAAAUUAUUCAGCAGAAAGACCUAACAUAUAUUCCCCCUAUUUAUGCAUUUUUCCCUCUAAAAAUAACUUCUAAUUUGUAAAACUAUGAGCAAUGCUGGUUUUGUAGAUAAAAAAGUGUGUAUGAUGUAAUGACCACUUUCAUUUUGCUUAUUAUGGAUGUGUGUUGUUUAGUGCCUUCAGGGUUGAGAUUACGUUACAUUGACCAUCUUCUUGAAAAGAUUUUAACUUACUGUAUUAGCAGCUGCAUACGUGCAAUAGAGCCUCCAAUGCUAACUAAUGAAUGUUUGAAGAAUGUAGAAAAUUGCAGGGAACCUUCAGAAUAUCAACAUUUUUGCUGUGAUUUUGUAGGUUAGAAGUUGUUCCAGUUGUUGCUUUUGUUGCACAAUUACUCCAUCUGCCUUUGUGAACGUAAUGCUACAUAGCUGCUGGAUUUUUAGAGGUGUAAUGAGUGAUGACUGUAUGAAUUCAGUGUGAGGUAACAACUGCAGUGCUUUUGCAGACAAUUAAAGAUUUUUAGAAUUCCCCUAAUAUUGAGAGAGACAGGUGAUCUUCAAUGAGAACAUAAUCUGGAAAAAAAAACAGAGUGAAAAGCCAUACAAGUACUCGUUUGAUCAGAUAUAUUGCUAGGAUAGAUUUCCCACUGACACUAAUCUCAGGGAAGAAGUAAAUUCAUUAAUGGACCAGUAACACUAAAAAAAGGGUGUUGAGUUGCUAUUGUAUUGUUACUCCUCACUCAUUUACUGUAGGUGCAGAUUUCAUAAGAUACAACAUGUUACUGUUCCAUAAAGCUGGGAAGUCAUAGACAGCUUUCUUACUUAUACUUUGACUUUCCCAGAUUUGUUCCCUGUAUCAACUUAAUUUUACUUGCUCUUCACUUUAUAUAUGGCUUUUAUACCUUCUUCUAAAAAGAAGCAUUUCUACCUUUUCAGGUCUUGGUCUUGGUCAUCUUCUCAACAUAGCUAAUAACUUCCAAGCUAUAGCAAAAGGGACCAUCUACACCCUAAAACUGCUGGCUUUGUCUUUUAGGAGGUAGUUGCCUCCCAUGAUGGGAAACAAUAUCAAUAUGAGACAAAUUCUUGUAAUCACAAAAAAAGCAUCGGUGCAGAAGCCCUCUGUUUAAUUGACACACAUUUGAAAACCCAAAUAGCUAUAAGUUAAAAGUUAUAUCUGACAAUAGACAAAGGUAUACCCUAAAUCUGCCCAUCAUUAGGCCUCUUGGGCUCUGGCUAAUAUGAACUAUCCUGUCUAGAUUAGAACGUAUGAGUUAUACUUCCUAAAACACAGAUAUUCUUUUCCUUUAUUAAAAUUAUACAAAGGCAUAAACAUUU
This is a messenger RNA of Xenopus laevis (African clawed frog), 6336 nucleotides long. It is a transcript of the gene hook3.S, whose product is annotated as hook microtubule-tethering protein 3 S homeolog. The transcript has 22 exons. Gene Ontology annotation, molecular function: microtubule binding; dynein light intermediate chain binding. The coding region runs from base 481 to 2628 and encodes 715 amino acids. Gene Ontology annotation, biological process: cytoplasmic microtubule organization; cytoskeleton-dependent intracellular transport. Gene Ontology annotation, cellular component: cytoskeleton; cytoplasm; centrosome. The record is from RefSeq and is a predicted model, not a curated record. NCBI's taxonomy places the organism in Eukaryota, Metazoa, Chordata, Amphibia, Anura, Pipidae.